CAGCCGGCCCGCCAUGGCCCGCGCGGGGGCCUCCUCCUCCUCUCCGCCGCCGCUGGCCCCCGCGCUGCCCCUGACCCAGGAGGCGGCCGAGGAGGAGGAGGAGGAGGAGGAGGAGCCGCCCCCGCGCCGGGCCCUGGUGCCCCGCUCCUCCCCGGUGCCCCGGCCCCAGCACCCGCCCGCCCCCGGCGCCGGCAGCAGCUCCUCCGACGAGGAGGCCGAGGAGGGGCGUCGGCAGCCCCCCGCCGCGCCCGGGCCCCCCUCAGGCCCGCCCGGGCCGCCUCCCCGCCAGGAUGGCCAAGGGCCGCCCUCCCAGAAUGCUCCGGGGCAACCAGAGGCCUCCUCCAGCUGUGCUGGGGGGGCCACGGCGGCGGGGGAGGCUCCCCAGCAGGGCGCCGGGCGCCACGUCCUGUUCGCCGACGCCCUGGGCCUGCCCUUGGCCCGCUGGCGGCGCUACCAGCCUUGGCCGCCGCCCUCGCCGGAGUCCCCCCCUGAGGUGGCAGUGCCCGCCUUGGCUGUGCUGCCGCCCCCCUCAGCGCCUGCCCCGUACCUGCUGCCCUCCUUUGUGUUGUCGCCCAUGGGGCAAGGCGAGGAUGAGAAGCUGGAACGGCUGCGCCAGGCCAAGGUGGAGCUGGAGGAGGUGUUGCCCCCAGAGCCGGGGGAGCCGCGGGUGCUGCGCGGCACCGUGCGGGUGCUCAACGUCUCCUACCACAAGGCGGUUCAUGUGCGGGCCAGCCGAGACCGGUGGCAGAGUCACCGGGAUUACCCAGCCCUCUACAUCCCUGGCGGGUCUCCUGACGGGGGCCUGACCGACCGCUUUGCUUUCCGCCUGGACUUUGGGGAUGAGGAUGAGGAAGAUGAAGAGGAAGGAGGAGCCCGGCUGGAUUUUGUGGUGCGCUACCAGACCGAUGAGGGUGUCUAUUGGGCCAACAACCAGGGCAAGAAUUACAGCGUGGUGCUCAAGGGGGCUGCCCCUUCCCUGGGUCAGCCCAAGAGGCCUGGCAAAGAAGGAGAAUCACGCAGGCUCAAGAGCUGUAUGAGGCCAAUCAAAAUCAGGUCAACUGAGAACGAGCUGCGGGUCGAAGAUACAGCACAAUCCAUCUGUCUUGAAGAAGGGAACGCUGAAAAGGAUCUGACGAAUGAGCCCCCCAGUUCCCCUGCACUUCCGUCGCCUCUUCCUAUGACGCAGAUUCCAGAGCUCACAAUCACCACCAACUCACCGGAAAAGAAGGAGCAUUGGAAAGACCAUCCCGUGAACUUCACUGACUCCCCACAUUCUCUUGCUUUGAAGGUCCAUCCUGCAUCCCACGAGGAACUGAAAGUGCCCUGGGGCUUGGCACUGGGGACAGAAACCCAUCCUUUGGGUCAGUGGGAUGUGCCAGAGUUCAACAAAUGCGACCUCACCACCGAGGGCUCUUUCUUGGAGGAGUGCAUGGAGGAACAGUUGAGGAAGUACCAAGAGAUGCCCCAUCGCUUGGAGGAAGACGCCAUAGACCGAGAGCUGGAACAGCUUUACUUGUCGCACUUGAGCCGGCUCCGAGCAGAGGAGCUUGGAGGGAGAGGCGACUGGGCGGAGGAUUGCUCAGAGAGCCCCAACAAUCCUGCACCGUCUCUCCUCACCUUGCGGCAGAGUGUCCUGUCCGACCGUGAUCUGAUAGUCAACUGGGCAGGCCCUGAGAGAGCGCUGAACAGCUCUUUAGCAGAGGAGAUCACUUUGCACUACGCCAGGCAGCGGGGCGAUGACUGCAGAGACAGUGAGGAGGAGGGGUCCGCACCUGGCUAUGCAACCUUGGCACCCCCUGAGCUGGUGGGGCCGGGCCGUGAGAGCCCACCUGUUCUGCUAGAAGGCUGCUUUCUAAACCAUCUGGAAGAGGGGAGCGCCCGGAGGAGCCCUGCCAAGGACGCUGACUCCUUUGUCAGCUUGAGAGCGGUAUUGCCCAAUGUUCUGCGGCCUGCAGUUCAGGAGGCCACGGUGAUGCCCUUGGUGGUCCCUGCCCGGACUCUGACGCCCCUCCCAAAGCUUCCCACAGACCUGCUGUCCAGCCCUCUCGGUGCUCCUGGGCAGAGCAAGACUCGAGGCUUCUGGAUAGGGCAAGGCAGCCUCUGGCUGGGCGAGGGGAACCACAUCCACAAGGCUCAUGAAACCCAUCCCAACUCUCACAGUGAACUUGAAAGGAUCCUGACGCGCUCCCUGCGGUUCUUCAGCCUCUUUGUCUUCCUGCCUGUGGUCUUCAGCAGCUGCAUGCCCUUGGUGGCCGUAACCCUUUACUUCCUCCUGGAUUGGUUCUCGUAGUUGGGCGUCUGGUGCCAUGAGAGGGCCGCGAGAGGACCUUCUGUGGCUUGGCUCCAUCUCUGUUUCUUCUGAACCACCUUGGUUUGAAGAAGGGAGAGGGACAGAGGAUGUCAGUUGAGAGGUCAGGGCACGUCUUGAGUUACGGCUGUUCCAGAUUUUCCAAAGUUCAGUGCGCUUUUCUUGAAGUCUAGCAAAGGCAUCGGGUAGAAGAGGUAAAUGAUUGUAUUAUUUAUGGCCCUCCAUGAGGAAGAGAUCAAAGCUGGUUUUGGAGGAUGGCAAGAUCCAGCCUUGAUAAUCACCAGGGCUCCCCCUUCCCCCUCCACUUCUCCAUUCUUACUUUACAGAGGGCAGUCAAGGUCAGCGGCAGCACAAGAGAAUAGUCAGAUGUUUAUGUUCUUCUUCUUAAGCGUUUAGGGGACUCACUUGCUAAAGGCCCCUCAAACCCUACUGCUUGCCCGCUCUAUGUAAAACAAUACCCACUUUUGUUUGUUUCAUAGGAAGCAUUUAUAACAGAAAACAGCAUUUAUAACAGAAUCUGCCCUGAGCCCACUUGGUUGGGGAGGGCGGACUAUAAAUCUAAGUAAUUAAAUAAAUAAAUAAUUAAAUAAAUAAAUAAAUAAACAACACUCCCCUCCCCUUCCAAGAAUGAAAAACCUUCCUGGUCGGAUUUAGCUGACUUUAAUAUAAUAUUUUCAACUUUCCCCUUUCUGGUGUUUGGCUUUCAAAGUUUCCUAUCCUAAGCACCCUUAACUGAGAGUAAAUGAUUAAUUUAGUGAGUAGAGAGUAUACAGUGAAAAUUUGGACCCUGAUUAAAAAUAUAGUGUACAGGUAUAUAUAUACUUAAAUUAUGCAGAGUAAGUACCUUUCGGCAUCUCACAAAGUACAAAGAGGGGAAAAUGAAUAUAUUAUUUAAAAAACGGGGACGAUACUAAAGUCUAAAAACAAUAACGGGUAAUCUAGUUUAAAAUUCCAAUAUAAGAGCUUUGGGAGGGGGGGUGCUUUUUUUUUUAAACAAGUGGAAGCAAACUAGCAGUUGGAGGUCUGGCCAGGUGGUCCCAUGAGGUCCUGGCUCUGCCAUCUGGAGACAGAAAGGAUUGGUGAAAAGAGCAGGAACAGCAAGCUAUGCUGGUUUUAUUACUAUUAUUAUUUACAAAAUUUAUAUCCCACUUUUCUGCCCUUGUAAGGGCCACCAAGGAGGCCCGUUCUGCCCUUUCUUAAGGAUUUGGGGUGAGUAAGAACAGUUUAAAAAUAAAUAAAACAAACAUAGUAAAAAAAUUAAAUUAAUCCAUGCUCGCUUCAUCUAGGGCUGCAUCCACAUGAUGCAGGAUAUUGUGCUGUUGCUGCACGAGAGCACUCACUAAUAACUGGAGUUUCCCUUUGCAGACGAGACAGUAGAGUUGCAAAUACCAGCUUAUGUGCGACAAUGGUGAAAUAUCCUUUUGAUGCGUGGAUGCAUCCCUGAGACAUAGUGGAAGUUUGAAGCCCUUUCCCACAAAGUAGAGAGGCUCAGACAUAGACAAAUCAGUCCACAGGGCAGCUGCUGUGAGCUACCAGUUUUAUCAUCUGCUUUUAUGAGAAAAUAACAGGAAAAAAUUAUAGAUGUGUAUGCAUGUGUGUGUGCACACACUCCAGAAAAGGCUUCGUUAUUUUUAUUCCUAAAAGUCACAAUUUUUUUUUUUAAUGUCAUAGAGCAUAAUCUAGCAGGACCCCACACUAAGCAAGCUCUACUGAAAUGAACGGUGCUCCUGUUUUCCACAGUCAAAUUCAUUUCCCUGGGAUUUGUGCAGAAAUGCAUCCUCUUGAACUGCAUCCUCAGUUCCCAUCAUUUCACGUUGUUCUAAUAAAACUCGCAGGCAGGAAAAUGCUUUCUGUUGCAAAGAGAAUUUCAGCCAUUCUGCCCAUCACACUCCUGCCAAACAGCCAUUAUCAUUCCAGACUGCCUCUGAAGUGAUGAAGACGAGUUCCAUUCAUGCCCCGUGCUUGAGCCACAUCUUGCUUCUGGGACCCUUUGGACGGCUGACUGCGCCUCUGCUCGAAGGGCUCCUUUGUGCUCACGGAUACACCCCAUGUUUUUCUGCCCACCAGCAGGGUCCAUCAGAAAGGACCACAGGAAAGCUCCCCCAAAUAGAUGGCCCCGUAUUUAUUUUUGUACCUGAUGGGAAGGCCUGACCUUUCCCAACCAUAGAACUCACCCCCAAAUAGAUUUUAUUUAUUAACCACUAGCAGUGCAAACCUGGAGUGGUGGGUUUGCAGGAGGUGAAAAUAAUUUAUUGUUGUAUAUAUGCGUAUUUGUCUGCAGAAAGACAGUAGCUUGGAAACGUCAAGUCUUCACGUGCAAUAGGCUGGACUGGCAUUGGACAUGCUGUGAAAAGACAGCACCCCCAACACCUUUUGUGCUGCUAAACAUGCUUCGUUUUUUCCCUCUUGAAUGUGUGUGCUGUCAGCAGCUGCUGUGAUAUCGUUUGUGGGGCCUUCUGGAGGAAGAGAGAAGUAUUCUGUGUGGAUUCUGAUGUCCCUUUGCUCUGCUGAUCCAAACUUAGAAUGUAGGUGGAGGUGGAAGGUUCUUCAUGCUUCGUAAAUAGAUAUGUCAGAGUCCAGACCGGAUCUCAUGGUAACGAACUCUCUGUUCACCAAACAGAAGCUGAGAUCAGAAUGUAACUGGCAGUCACAGCUGUGUGUAUGCGUGUGUGCUUGUGUGUUCAUGCAUUUGUUGAUUUGUUCCAUGAUUAUAAGGUCUUUGUCUUUCCACUGCUGUUUUCCCUUCUGUCUUUGUCCACUUGUCUGAUAGCUCACCGUUGACCUAGUAGUGCGAAUGUCUGAAAGCGACUGUUCCACCGUGCCGCAGACUUGGCCAGCCCAUCCUCCUGGCUCCGCGUCCCGUCAGGCUUCCACACGUUCACAGCAGCACUGGACAGAACCAGGCAACCUGGCCGUAAGGCAAAGUGCGUUGGCUGCCGCAAGCGGGAGGUCUUGUCUGCACGGGCUGGUUGCCGUGACGUGGAGCUGCCCAUGAGCACUUCUCAUGAUCUCAUUCAUUGCAACUUGUGGUUUGUGUAGAGAAACAUCGAAGUGGGCCGUGCCUCCUAUUAAUGAGCAGGGGGAAAGAGGAGCUGUUUGAAUUUUUCUGUAUCUUUUUCCACCUUGGGCCAUCAUCAAGUGGAAACGAAACUUAGGUCUCACGUUCGUGUCAGGGGUGCUUGGGCUCGCAGACUGAUUUCCCCCGAGGUUUAAACUCUCGCUGGGCUGUUCUCCUUCAGAGUGCAGGGGUAGGUCACCUGCCUGAACAUUCUUGUGUGCCACGAAGGCUAGAACUCUCCUCCUUGGCAGCUGUCUUUGUGUUUUUUUUAAAUGAGAGCCCCACCCUGCCGUCUGUUGGGGUGCACGUGUUUACCCCCACACUGUGAACGAGGCCUAGAUGCUGUCUGGCCCUUUGCUAACCAUGUCACAGAAGUCCAUGAUUUCCCCUUCCGUGAACAGCAAUAAUCAUAACUGACCUAGCAGGCACUGUUGGGAUAAUAAACUUUGCCAUUUGUGUACCAGGUUAGUCUGUUCUUAGGGCCCCCCUUGCCUGCCAUGUGUGAGGAAGCGCCAAGUGGCAUUAACCACUACAGGAGGCCAUCCAGUGAGUAGAGAUGAACUUCCGCCUCCUCGCUGCAGCUGGUGCCAUGCUGCCUUUUGCUUCCCCUGCUACAGGAAAGGCCGUCUCAACAUACCUGACUCCUCCUCAGAGGGCCAAGCGAGAAGCGACGAACUGCACUUGAAUGGCAAGUGAACAGACUCGCGUGUAUUCCUCCCUGUUGACUUUCAUUCCACUACAUGAUCGAGUGGAGUGCAAGUGGAGCGCAAGUCAAUAGGGAGGAAUACAUGCGAGUCUGUUCACUUGCCAUUCAAGUGCAGUUCGUCGCUUCUCGCUUGGCCCAUAAGCCCUGAGCUCUCCACACUGGAAAGCCAGAUCUCUUCACCCUUGACAUAAGCUUUAGGAUGCCAAGUCAGUUGUGUGCGUAAGUUGCCGUACACUUGUGUGGUAGGUCAGUUGUUCCCCAGGUUUUCUUUAGUUGCCAGGCCUGAGUGAAAACUGAUGCGGUGAGGUAGGUGAAUGCGAGAGUUACAGAGUCACUGGUUCAAAUGUCUGUUCAGUCACGAACUAUACUUUCAACCCCAUUCUUCCCCAUCACGAAAGUCAUUCCCACCUAUCCAAGAGGCUUCUUCCAAGGAUUGUUGACCUGAAGAAAUGUAUCCUGCUAUUCCAUUCAGCCAGGUUAGAAGCCUUGAAGCCCUUCCCCUUUAGACCAGGCAAAGGCACCAGGCGUGGCUGAAUGGGUAGAAUUAUACAAGUUCAUGAAGCAUUUUAUUUAUUUAUUUAUUUAUUUCAAAUUUGUAUUCCGCCUUCCCCACAAGCGGGCUCAGGGUGGAUACCAACCAACAUAUUAAAAAUACAAUUAAAAUACAAUAAAAAAUUCACAUUAAUUAAAAACAACACAUUUAAAACAAGAUGGUGGACAGCCUUCACAGGGAGGGUUUUAUACACCCCUUUUUUCCAGGCUGGCGGAUACUAAGUCCUGCCGGGCCCUGAUUUCAGCAGACAGAGCGUUCCACCAGGUGGGAGCCAGGACCGAAAAGGCCCUGGCUCUAGUCGAGGCUAGAGCACAAAGGCAGUGCUGUGUGAGCACCAAAGCUCCCAUCCAGCUGCGUCAGUCUCCCUUAAAUUCCAGGGAGAGAAAUGGAGUUGCUCCUGAAUUGGAUCAGGGUCGAAGGAUAGCAAAACGGCAGGAGCACCAAGUGUGUGUCGUGAAGCCUGCAGCUCAAAUUUCUCUUGAGCCGCCGUCCAUCCCUCUGGCCAGCCUAGGGGGUUGCUUUAAGAAUUACUGGAAUAGUGUACGAGGAAUGCUUUGGAUACUCAAAAUCAUUCUUAGAUCACUUUUUCACAGGCUAGCUCUAAAAAAAGUGCACACUGAAUUGAAUUAAUUUGACUUCUUAGAAAAGGCUCAUGGUAUGUAUCUGUACUCACCAGCAGCGUGAGCUCUUAUGGUCAGGGGGUGAUAUACGUCAUCACUUUUAUGGCACUUUUAAAAAAAAUGUCUCUGCUGGCUACUUCCCCUGGUAUUGAGGUGUCAGUCACUCUCAAGUGCAAACCAAAUGUGCCCUCAAAAUGCAGCAUUUACACCUUGUGGCAUCUGUGCUAGCAGUUGGUGAUUAUACUGUCCAUAGCAGUGGUUUGUAAUGAGUGGAUUCAGCCCCUGGAGUGGGGGGGGGGGAAUGGCUGCCUGGAUUGACUCUGGCGCCAGGUCUAUGUGAUCCCUUCCUGUGUUAGUCUACAGCUGCCAAAGUGACAAAGAGCCUUGUGGCAUCUUAAAGAUGAGUAAGUGUUGGGGUAGAAGAAAGAGAAGCAGUCCUCACAGGUGUUCUCAAGCCUUUGGACUUACAGAGUUCAUACUAAAGACCCAUGAAAUGGAGCCCUGGUUUACCUGGAUGAAAAAACGCACUUUUCCUCCUCACCUUUGAGGUGACGGGGUUGCUUCGAUUUGGAGUGAGAUUUCCAGCCUCACAACCUCAGGGGCUAUUUUUCCACCAAGGAAUGUUUGCAGUGGGAGCAGAUCUGAAAAUCAACAGUUUGGGGAAUAUCUUAUUCUUCUAUCAUGUCUCUGAUGCCCUUUGUCAGUAACCAGACCAAGAGGGCUGAGGCUGGAACAUGUGGCGUGUGUGUGUGUGUGUAUCACCUGAGCUGUGCCUGCAUUGGAAACACUAAUAAAAACAUCCU
Messenger RNA from Eublepharis macularius, 8048 nucleotides. It is a transcript of the gene PPP1R3F, whose product is annotated as protein phosphatase 1 regulatory subunit 3F. Gene Ontology annotation, cellular component: protein phosphatase type 1 complex. NCBI's taxonomy places the organism in Eukaryota, Metazoa, Chordata, Lepidosauria, Squamata, Eublepharidae. Bases 14 to 2290 code for a protein of 758 amino acids. Gene Ontology annotation, biological process: regulation of glycogen biosynthetic process. The record is from RefSeq and is a predicted model, not a curated record. The transcript is spliced from 4 exons. Gene Ontology annotation, molecular function: protein phosphatase 1 binding; glycogen binding.